AUGGAGAAGUACGACGCAGGAUACCCCGCGGGAGAGUUCAGCACCAUUUGGAGGUCAGUUUCGCAGGAGCCUCUCGUGAAAACGGCCUCGAGGCCUAGAAUCGGGUUCCUUGAACUCGAUAUUACACUUCAGAAUCUCUUGCGCUUCCUCGUCUUCGCUGGAGGAUCUGUUCCAGAGAGACUGGUAACGAAAGUUAGUUUGAACACGUUUUGGGGAACUGAUGGGGAGGUCCGGGUCAAACACGGGGUUGCAGCCGCAUUCAUUCCUGAUGCUCCUACGACUCUCUCCAACCUAGAGUACCUUGAGCAAGAGGGCUAUAUUACAUCGACCUUGGAGCAACAGCGGAUUUACUUAGCGGCUCCAGCGACCGGGACGUCUGUAAUUGAGAACACAACAGACGUCCUCUACUGGAAAUGGCUGGUUGCCACUGCCAUAUUCGAAGCAUUCCCGAAAGACCGAGAGAUCGAGCCUGUCUACUAUUCCUCAACCGGCCAGAGCCUGAUACGCAAUGCGAACCUUGCUCUGUCGUAUUUCCUCGAGAACGAGAAUCACUUUGACAAGACACUUGUUGUCGAAGCUUGUAUGGCAAUUUCGUAUUUUGGCUCUGCAAGCUGGAAACGCCUUACCAUCUCCCUUGCUGAAUCGGCAUGCGACGGCGUAUGUGACCCGGCAUUGCACGCGAUGGUAAUGCUGCGGAAAACCAGAUUGGCUAGGAUUUAUCGUGGCGGCAACGUCAUUUCUGGACCACUAUGGACAUUGGAUCAGAUCCGCACGAGUCUAAGCUCCCGAGACCCGGUUGAGCCACGUUCUAACGCUCACCUUGGCGAGCUUGUAUUGUUCCGGGCGCAGCUUGUCGUUGACAGGGGUGGUAAGACACAGGAUGUUCAAAACAUCUUGAAAGAGUUUCACGCCCUGGGGAGGCCUUCAACUUUGGAACAUUCUAUUCUUCAUGAAUGCCAAUUCAUCCUUGCUAGGAGCCUACGGUUCCAAGGAAGAUUUGACGAGGCAGCGAGUUGCUUACAGGAGUUGUUUCAAAGGACUGCAAAGAGGUCCGUCCCCAAAUCGGCUGCGUUGCACUUCAGCGACGUCGAAUGCGAGAGAGAACAUUCCAUGCAGGCAAUUCGCUUCUUGGAGAGUGAAAGCGUCGUGGCAGGCACGAUAUCCGGAAGCAAGCACUGGAGGCAAUUACAGUUUUCCAGAGCUAAUGCCAAUUUGAUGUGUGGCCUCUGGAACUGGGUUAGAAAACGGGAGAGAAACUCGAGGUGGUUCGAAGAUGCUAAGAACCUCUUCCCAGACGCACAAAAAGGCAUUGAGGAGAGUGCAUUCCACAGGCAUAUGGUUUUUGGAGUCCACGCCGGAUUGGGCAUGAUCUAUCUGGUUCAAAACGACAUGGAGGCGGCAUUUUCAAGUUGGACGGAAGCUCUUGACAUCGCAAAGGAAUGCUGGCCAGAACCUGGUCAUUCGGAGAUGAUAACUCUUUAUGCUCUGAGUCAAGUCUACUAUCGCAUUGGCCGCGACGGUGCACACGAGCUUGCAGCAAGUGCAAGAGCUAUCUUUCGCAACAAGGGUCGCCAGUACUAUUUUGUUGGACAGGGAACGCUUUGGCUGGAUGUCCUGAGUGACCUGGCAGAAGAUGACGGACAGCAAAGACUGGUCUCUCGAGUGGAGCUAAGCAUGAGUUCGUAG
Messenger RNA from Anthostomella pinea, 1686 nucleotides. NCBI's taxonomy places the organism in Eukaryota, Fungi, Ascomycota, Sordariomycetes, Xylariales, Xylariaceae. The record is from the annotation of a GenBank genome assembly.